Oncorhynchus mykiss (rainbow trout) is the source of this 4271-nucleotide messenger RNA. The record is from RefSeq and is a predicted model, not a curated record. NCBI's taxonomy places the organism in Eukaryota, Metazoa, Chordata, Actinopteri, Salmoniformes, Salmonidae.
AAGAUAAACAAGAGGAGAGCGAGGAAGAUAAACAGGAGGAGAAAGAGGAGAGCGAGGAAGAUAAACAGGAGGAGAAAGAGGAGAGCGAGGAAGAUAAACAGGAGGAGAAAGAGGAGAGCGAGAAAGGGAAAGAUAAAGAGGAGAGAGCAUGCUCAAGUAAAUGUCACAGUAUUACCUUGUUAUCAGAUAGCUCCAACUCCAGCCCUCCUUGCCAUCGGUGGACCUCAAAAUACAAACGCUCUAGCACCAGAGACCAGGACCGAGACAGAGACAGGGGUAGAUCUGAGAGAGACAGAGACAGACGCUCAAGCACCAGAGACCAGGACAGAGAGAGAGACAGAGACAGGGGCAGAUCUGAGAGAGACAGAGACAGGUGCAGAUCUGAGAGAGACAGAGACAGACGCUCAGGCACCAGAGACCAGGACAGAGAGAGAUACAGAGACAGACGCUCAAGCACCAGAGACCAGGACAGAGAGAGAGACGGGGGCAGAUCUGAGAGAGACAGACACUCUAGUACCAGAGAGCUGGAUAGAUAUAGAUGGUGGGAGACAGAAAGGAAAAUACGCACUAGUACUAGAGACGGGGACAGAGAGUGGGACAGGAGCAGAUCUGAGAGAGACAAGGACAGAGAGGGAUGGUGGGAGCGAGACAAAGAGUGGGAUGGGGACAAGGAAAGCUUCCGGGGGCUUUACCCAUACUCCAACGAUCCUACACACCCUCGUGCAUCUUUGAUGGCAACCGACCCAGUGCAGUACUCUCAGUACAUGGCAUACCACGGCGGCCCCUACGCCAGCGCCUUCCCUCCAGGGUGUAGCUUUCCCCCUGCUACCGUGUUCCCUAGUACCAUGCCCCCGAGUAUCGUGCUCCCUGGUACAGUGCCCCCCCCUAACCCCCUUGGGUAUCCACUGUACCCCAACUGCCCACCUUCUUACUAUAGUGGCACUCCAGAAAGAUUUUUCCAGCCAUACACACAGGCCACUGGAAACCCUCAGUUCACAAACAUGGAUGAACAAGUGAGGGACCCAGACGCAUCCCUGAGCAUCCCUGAACAGGAAGUAAAGACUGUGUGGCCCAGACUUGUCCAUCCCAGCAUAAACCAAGACUCAAAGCCUGCCGGACUAAACCGUUUGAGUAUAAAAAUGCAACUGAAGAGGCAACGCUAUCGGAUUAACUUGAUUAAUCGCAAAAAUAUACAAGAAUUGAGGCAGCUUAAAGAAACUCCUCUGGUGGCUGCCAAGGAGCCCGGUACAAAGAAAGUGCCAGAAGGAGAUGCAGUCAUAGAAGGGGAGAAAUUGCAUUUUGUGGUCCCUCCGGUGGCUACAAAGUAUUCUGGGGCACCCUCUAGAACAGGAUUCCCAAAUAGAAAAGGGAGAAAGGUGAAAAACCUGGAAGAAAAAGGAGGUUUAUUCAACCAAGGUUUAUCCAUGAGAAACAGAGCCUAUAUGACAAGGUGGAAACUGCGUUUGGCGGAAGCGGUUGCAAAAGGCCUUGAGGUCCCCUCUGAACCAGAGCCCAAGACGGCGCCAGAAGCGGAGGACAAAUCAUUGACAGAAUGGCAGAGGGUGUUUGCAGACUCUGUGGCGAAUGUGGCUGCAACGGACCUAUUUGCCCUCUCUGAACCCGAGGCUGAGAAAAAGCCAGACUGGGAGACAGAGCAGAAAAGGACAGACGAAGAGAUGAAGGUGAAAUUAAAGAAAAAGCUUGGUGAGUUCAACCUGAAGAUGAAGCAGAAAUCGACGCAUUUAAAAGAAGUCCCAUCAGAAGCCCCAACAUAACCUGAAAGGGCGGAUGUUGUAGUGCGUCAUGAGCUCACCUCCCCUUCAAACCUGCUGCUGACCCAUCCAGACCCCUUGGACAUCCGUUGGCUAACAUUCUCUUUAUCUAAUAUACACUCACUGGCCAGUUUAUUAGGUACAUAACGGGUCGGAUCCUCCUUUUCCUCCAGAACGGCCUGAAUUGUUCGGGGCAUUCUACAAGUUGUCUGAAAUGUUCCACAGGGAUGCUGGUGCGAUGGCAUCACGCAGUUGCUGCAGAUUGGACGGCAAUACAUUCAUGCUGCAAACAGCCCAUUCCAUCUCAUCCCAAAGAUGCUGUACUGGGUUGAGGUCUGAGGACUGCACAGGCCACUCAAGUAAACUGAACUUGCUGUCAUGCUCCAGGCAAUGUUUUUUCACUCCUCGAUUGUCCAGUGUUGAUGAUCACAUGCCCACUGGAGCUGCUGCUUCUUGUUUUUAGCUGUGGAACCCGGUGUGGUCGUCUGCUGCAAUAGCCCAUCCGUGACAAGGAUCGACAAGUUGUGCGUUCUGAGAUGCUGUUCGGCACACCGCCAUUUUUUGUUUGUUUGUGGCCCGUCUGUUAGCUUACACGAUUCUUGCCAUUCUCUUUUGACCUCUCAUCAACUAGUUGUUUUCGCCAACUGCUGCAGAAUGGAUUUAAUUAUUAUUUUUUUUUAUCAUUCUAGUGGUUAGAGCGUUGGACUAGUAACCGGAAGGUUGCAAGUUCAAACCCCCGUGCUGACAAGGUACAAAUCUGUUGUUCUGCCCCUGAACAGGCAGUUAACCCACUGUUCCUAGGCCGUCAUUGAAAAUAAUAUUUUGUUCUUAAACUGACUUGCCUAGUUAAAUAAAGGUCAAAUAAAUUCUCGGUUAACACUAGACACUGUUGUGCCUGAAAAGCCCAGGAAGGUGGUCAGUUGUUUUGUACAUUCUAACGUUCAAUGGAACAGUAACUGAAUGCCUCAAUCCCUGUCUCCCUGCUUUAUAUAGCUGUCUGUAAGAGCGAUCCAUUUUCGUAAAUGGGGUGGUGUACCAAAUUAACUGGCCGAUGAGUGAGUUGUUUUUGGGAGUAUCUGUUCUUUAUUUGACUUUUUUAUUUUUGACCAUUUUUACUUUGCUACAUUCGUAAAGAAAAGAAUGUACUUUUUACUCAAUACAAUUUCCCUGACACCAAAAAGUACUCAUUACAUUUUGAAUACCUAGCAGGACGGGAAAAUGGUCCAAUUCACACACUUAUCAGAACAUCCCUGGUCAUCUCUACUGCCUCUGAUCUGGCGGCCUGAGUAUUAGAGUGUGUCCCUGGCUAUCCGUAAAUUAAGAGAACACAUUGUGCCGUCUGGUUGGCUUAAUAUAAGGAAUUAGAAAUUAUUUUACCUUUUGAUACUUAAGUAUAUUUUAGCAAUUACAUUUUACUUUUGAUACUUCGGUAUCUUUAAAACCAAAUACUUUUUACGUAAGUAGUAUUUUACUGGGUGGCUUUUACUUGAGUCAUUUUCUUCAAUUUUGCUCAAGUAUGACGAUUGGGUAGUUUUUCCACCACUGAUUGCAUUCUACCACCUGGAAUGACAUUGCAUUCUACCACCAGAAUAUUUCUAGAUUUGUACACUGAACAAAAACAUAAACACAACAUGUGAAGUGCUGAAGAAAAAACAAAUCCAGGAAAUGUUCCAUAUGCACACAUUUGUUUACAUCCAUGUUAGUGAGCUUUUCUCCUUUGCCAAGAUAAUCCAUCCACCUGACAGUUGUGUCAUAAAGAAGCUGAUUAAACAGCAUGAUCAUUACACAGGUGCACCUUGUGCAGGGGACAAUAAAACGGCCACUUUCAAAUGUACAGUUUUGUCACACAACACAAUGUCGCGGAUGUCUCAAGUUUUGAGGGAGAAUGCUGACUGCAGGAAUUUCCACCAGAGCUCUUGCCAGAUAAUUUAAUGUUGAUUUCUCUACCAUCUCCGUCGUUUUAGAGAAAUUGUCAGUACGUACAUCCGGCCUCACAACUGCAGACCACGUGGGGGGUGCUGUGGAGCAUUUCUGUCUGUAGUGAAGCCCUUUUGUGGGGAAAGAAAUAUUUCUGAUUGGCUGAGCCUGGUGGUGGGUGGCCCUGGCUGCCAAGUGGGUGGGCCUAUGCCCUCCAAGGCCCAACCAUGGCUACACCUCUGCCCAGUCAUGUGAAAUCCAUAAAUUAGUGCCUAAUGAACUUAUUUCCUUAUAUGAACUCUAACCCAGUAAAAACAGAGUUGCAUGUUGCUAUUAUAUUUUUGUUCAGUAUAAUAAUACCACCAUAGGUUUGUCUUUUGGCCAUAUCCUCUGAGGAUUCAUAUUGAAGUUUUUUUUCAGUGUACUGUAUGUUCAGAUUGCUUUUAUGGCAUGGGCAGUACCAGGAGGUUGUUUUAGUUAUAAAAGCCAGGGAAACUGUCUAACUAUUUUCAAUCCCAAGCUUAUAGAUCCUGUCCGGUUUCAUUUUGUAUAUAUUUAACUGAAUAAACUGCUUUCUUUGUA